Molecule: messenger RNA, 543 nt
Organism: Aaosphaeria arxii CBS 175.79
Lineage: Eukaryota; Fungi; Ascomycota; Dothideomycetes; Pleosporales
Exons: 1
Coding region: 1-543 (180 amino acids)
Biological process (GO): post-translational protein targeting to endoplasmic reticulum membrane
Cellular component (GO): TRC complex
Source: RefSeq, a predicted model, not a curated record
AUGCUCGACACUUUACCCUCACCAACCCGCUCCCUCUCCUCCCUCGCGUCCCAAGAACGCUCCUUCACCUUCUCCCACUUCACCUGCGAACACGCCUGGGUAAUCGGCAACAUCCUGCGCAACGCGCUGCGCACCGCCGACGCCCCCGCCAUCAUCCACAUCUCCCUCUCCUCCUCGCAGACUUUAUUCCACGCCCCCAGCAUGCCGGGCAUGAUGCCGGAUAACGAGACGUGGGUGGCGAGGAAGCGCGCGACGGUGCUGAGGUGGGGACACAGCACGUGGUACCUGGGUUGCAGGUUUGAGGGGGAUGAGAGGGGGUUUGCGGAGUAUUAUGGGGUGAGUGGGGAGGAGAGGGGGAAGUAUACGGUUGAGGGGGGCGGGUAUCCGGUUUUCGUUAAGGGGGUUGAGGGCGUGGUGGGCGCGAUUGUGGUCGCGGGUUUGGAGGGCGAACAGGCGCAUGGGUGUAUUGUUAAGGCGGUGGAGGAGUAUAGGGAGUUGAGGGAUGGGUUUAGGAGUCCUAUGAGGAGCGUGACGGGGAAAUGA